Olea europaea var. sylvestris is the source of this 704-nucleotide messenger RNA. RefSeq lists its product as uncharacterized. The record is from RefSeq and is a predicted model, not a curated record. NCBI's taxonomy places the organism in Eukaryota, Viridiplantae, Streptophyta, Magnoliopsida, Lamiales, Oleaceae. Bases 116 to 397 code for a protein of 93 amino acids. The transcript has 2 exons.
CUAAUAUACUUUUCUUACAUCCCUAGUCAUUAUUUUCUCUCAAUAACUACAUUUUCCUUUCAAGAAAUUCUCUCCCUAAAACCUCAUCUUAGAGAAUAGAGAGAGAAACUGCGAAAUGUGCCCUCUUAGAAUAAUUCUGAUCUUCCUCUCUGCAACUCUAGCCGGAUUCUUCGUCCUAAGAAACCUCAAAUCCCCUACCAUUAUCCCCGAAAACGACGACGUGAAGUCCCCAACCGACAAGGAAAUUGAAUCCCCAAAUUCCCUUACCAUUUCGUCCAAGGUUUGUGGGACAAUAAGGAAGGGUUUUUGGACCUUUGUGGACAUGGCAAGCGGAAGUUAUCUCUGGAGGAAUUUGGUUUCCUCUUCCACUACUUGUACCGGGAAGCAUGCCAAUUAGCUUGAUGGUAAUUUGUGGUUAUGUUUGUGAAUUUGUUUUGAGCGAUUCUACGGAUCGUUCUCUGUUGUGUAAUUUCUCUUUGAUAUAAUACCUCAGAAAACAAAUCAAUUUUAACUGUAGAGUUUAUUUCUUGAAAUCUGCACGGGUCUUGCAUGUAAUUUAAUGCUGUAGGUUUUGAUAUGAUGGCUGGUUGUAUAAAUUACACUUUAUAUCUUGUUACACAUUCAAGUAUUGGUGUUGCUAGUUGGCUGUUAUACAUGAUAUUAUGAAGGCAUGUGGAAGCUUUAAUGUAAGCUUGAUUAUCCCA